ACACAAACAUAACGAUGGCUUCUUCUUCGUCUUCUAAUCCUUGGUCUUCGUCACCGAGCAAGAAGAAAACAACUAAAUCUCGCCAAACUAAAAGAACCCUCUGCCAGAAAGCUUCUUCUUCGAAAGCUACAAGCUUAGAUAAAAGACAAGAGACUGUCUUAAAGAAAGCUUUCGAGCUUUCAACUCUCUGUGGAAUCGAAGUAUGCGUCAUCUGUUACAGACUCGACGGAGGGCUUAAAACAUGGCCUGAAGACAGAGAGAAGGUCAAAGACAUGGCUCGAAGGUACAUUGAACUAAGCGAGACGAAGCGACGCAAAGGACAAGUUGAUCUUCGCCAGUUUCUCGAGAAGAUCAAUAACGAUGACUCCAAGAAUAAGAAGAAGAAGAAGAAGAAACUGAAAUCUUUACCCACUAACAAGUAUCCAGAUUGGGAUCCGAGGUUUGAGAGUUACUCUGUAGAGCAACUCACGGAGCUGAUUCAGUCCUUGGAACGUCGUCAAGCCAUGAUGCAACAUAGAAUUCAAGCUGUUGUUGAAUCUCAGAAACAGAGGAACAUGCAUGGCACGAACAUGGCUGAUCAAAAACCGAUGAUUACUACUACUGCUGCUGGAAUGAAUCAUCUUCAACAACAUUCAAACCAGGUUUCCAUGUAUCUGCUUAACCAUGAAAACGGUAAUUUAUCGCAAUUCCCAGUCUCUGCAUCAGCUCUUAACCAAGCGCAAUCUCUGCCUCCGCUUCCGAGUUCACUGGCGAUGUACCCUGAUUUUAAUAAUUGCAACGUGGAUGGUAACUCUGGCUUCCGUGGCGUGCAAGAAGCUGAGAUCAACAACAUGAAUGUGAAUGACUAUCCCGGGUUUCGUUGGCCGCUGCAGGGAACCGGGAUCAGCAGCAUGAAUGUGGAUGAUUAUCCCGGUUUACGUUGGCCGCAAGGAACUGGGUUCAACGGGUUGCAGAACAUGAACAUGUGCGGCUACAACAGCAACACUAACACCAAUGGUCUAACGCAUCAGCUUGUUCAAUUUCCGACACAAAUAACAGCACCGGGUUUUCAAUUUGGAUCGAGUUUGAAAAUGAGUGGCUCGGGAAGAAAACUAGUCUCAAAGUGGGACUCUAAGACAGACACACAUCAACAUUUUAGCGUAAAUGAAAACUCAGGUUCUUAUUACAAGGAGCCCGAGCCUGUCCGGUUCAACGGAGAGAGUAAUGUCAGUAGGAGAUCAGCUGCUGCGGACGAUCAGCACUCCGGUGACGCUAGGACUAGAAGCAGAGCUGCACAGAAUAACGAUAACAGUUACUACUCUGAACAAGAUGAAACUAGGCAGAAAUUUUUCCAUAGUGAUUAUGGCUGGGAAGAUGCAACCAGAAAGCAUAGGGAGAUGAAACAUCACGCCGAUGGUUUCAGGUCGUCUGACUAUGAUACUGAUUUUUCUAGAAGGGAGCAUUUACAUGGUGGCGUUUCGGAUCCGAGGUUGAGAAGGCACAGAAGCGAGUUUACGGGAACACAAAGAAGGGAUGGGGAUGGUGAUGGUGAUGGUGAUGGCGAGGGAGGAUUCAACAGGACUUCGAGUAUCCCGUGCAAGUUUUUCGCUGCAGGGUUCUGUCGUAACGGCAACCAUUGCAGGUUUUCUCAUCAUGGUGGUGAUAGGAAGCAGCCUCAGGACAACAACUUUUAUAGACAGGACAGUAACAAUCAUAGUGGUCAUAAUAGAUGGAAUGAUGCUGAAAGAUUGGAUAAGGGAGUUUCUGAAUCCAGAGGGAACGGUAGUAGCUGGAUUGAUGAUAUGGAGAUGUCUCCAGAAUGGAAUUAUGGUGCUCGUAAUCUGAAAAUCCCCAUGAAGGAAGACCUUGGUGUUGGCGUUAUUGGUCAGAGUUCACAAUCUCGAGCUGGCAAAGAUGAUUUGGUGACUAACUAUGAUCAGAGGAGUAGUAGUGGUGUUAUGUUUGAGAAACCUGUAGCUGAUUCGCAUCAGAAUUACAACGACAAACCGGUGAACAUCGCUCCGGUUCAAGCAUUUAAUCAGAAUCAUGAUGUAUCGCCGUACCAAACCGCUGGAGGAAGCCAACAAGUGGUAGCUGCUGCAGCAGAUUUGUCAGUGGGUUCGACUUUAAGCAGUCUUGAGAGUGGAAAAGCUUUUCAAGAUUCCAUUGUGGAGAAACCUGUUCCGGUGCAAAAUACAGUGACGAGGGAACAAAUGGAACAGAUUAGUAACAUCUCAGCAUCUAUAGCUCAGUUUCUUGCAAAUGGACAGCCCAUUACACAGCUCACACAGUCAUCCUUGCUCUCAGAAUCUUCCUCUGCUGUUCAUCCAGAUCAAGCUACUAGUAAUAAUCCGAGCAUUGGCGCUGAAGUAGUCCCAGCAGUUACGACAUCACAUGUGAGCAAUGUCGAUAAGAUUCAGGAACUAGCGCUAGAUACCAAGGCUGAUGAGGAAAACGGAGAGAAAAAGGCCGAUGAAGCUAGCAAAGAAGAAGAUGGUACGAAAACUGGAGAAGACAGUAAAGAUGCUGAUGAUGUUGAUGGUAGUGACGAAGAAAACAAGAAAGGGAAAGACCCGAAGGCGUUUAAGUUUGCCCUCGUUGAGAUUGUAAAAGAGCUUUUAAAACCAGCUUGGAAAGAAGGUAAAAUGGACAAAGAUGCUUACAAAAACAUUGUGAAGAAAGUGGUUGAGAAAGUGACUGGUACAAUGCAAAGUGGAAACAUUCCUCAAACACAGGAGAAGAUUGAACAUUAUCUAUCUGCUUCGAAACCAAAGCUUACCAAGCUCGUUCAGAACUACUCAACAGUUGAAAGUAAAAAACACGUUCUCAGAAUUGAAUCGAUUUCUGUAACGGAGAUGGCUUCGUCCACAUCAAAAACCCUAAUGGAUUUUUUUCAACCCGCCAAACGCCUCAAAGCUUCCCCUUCUUCCUCCUUCCCCGCCGUUUCCACCGCCGGUGGAUCCCGCGGUUUGGGUUCUGCAGCAAACUCGCCGCCUCGCAUCACCGUUACCAAUUCCGUAACGGAAGACUCGUCUGGCCUCACACCGGACCAAAUCUCUCGCUCCGAGUUCAAUAAAUUCGUUGCCAAGUCCAAGCGUAACCUCGCCGUCUGCUCCGAGAAGGUCACAAAAGCGAAAGCUGAAGGAAGCUGCUACGUACCAUUGAGUGAGCUCUUAGUGGAAGAAUCAUGGCUCAAAGCUCUUCCUGAAGAAUUGCAUAAACCCUACGCUAAAACUCUUUCCGACUUCCUUGAACGUGAGACCAUAGCUGACUUUAAAGGCCCUCCGAUUUAUCCGCCGCAGCAUUUGAUUUUCAAUGCCCUAAACACAACUCCUUUUGAUCGUGUAAAGGCUGUCAUUAUCGGUCAGGAUCCUUACCAUGGACCUGGUCAAGCAAUGGGUUUGUCCUUCUCCGUGCCUGAAGGAGAGAAGCUUCCUUCUAGCCUGUUGAACAUAUUUAAGGAGCUUCAGAAAGAUGUUGGCUGUCCAAUCCCACGUCAUGGUAAUCUGCAGAAAUGGGCUGUGCAGGGUGUACUGCUGCUGAAUGCUGUUCUUACAGUAAGGAGUAAGCAGCCCAAUUCACAUGCAAAGAAAGGAUGGGAACAAUUCACUGAUGCUGUUAUUCAAAGCAUAUCACAGCAGAAGGAAGGUGUGGUGUUUCUCCUCUGGGGAAGAUACGCUCAAGAGAAAUCCAAGUUGAUAGAUGGGAAUAAACAUCAUAUACUCACAGCUGCUCAUCCAUCUGGUUUGUCGGCUCACAGAGGCUUCUUCAACUGCAGGCAUUUCUCUCGAGCAAACCAGCUACUCGAGCAAAUGGGGACUACCCCUAUAGACUGGCAACUU
Thlaspi arvense is the source of this 3821-nucleotide messenger RNA. The record is from the annotation of a GenBank genome assembly. NCBI's taxonomy places the organism in Eukaryota, Viridiplantae, Streptophyta, Magnoliopsida, Brassicales, Brassicaceae.